CAUCCUAGGAAGGUGAAUGCCCUGAUCAGUGUUGUAUGGUAUAACGUUAUAUUUACAUUCAUUCUCAUUCUAUCAAACUAAAGGAUUAUAUAAUGAUAUUCAUAAAUUCCUUUCAAACAAAUGUGCGUAAUACAUAUUCAGAAUAAAACGACGGAAUUUUAAAAUGGAUUUUAAGAGGUUUAUGAACUAAAUAUAUGACAAAACAGAGCCGAACAACAGACAGGAAAAUGUCACGGAUGAGGAGGCCAGCGUCGAGAUUUAGAAGCUUCGUCACCUUUCUAGCAACAUUUGUGAUUGUGACAGCCUUCAUUUGCCUUCAAAAUACAAGAACUUUUGUGGACGAUGCAGAACAGUCUGCAUCUGCUAGACAAUUACAUGCUGAUUACUAUAUUCGUGAUACACGUCGAUCCUUGCUAAAAUUUUCCUCUCGGCGAAAACAGCUUAAAGACGCUUUAUGGACAGUCAGAACUAAAUUUAAAAACGAGACAAAAUUGCAACGUAUCACAAUAAAUCACGAACGUGAAAUCAUUGCAAUGGAAAUAACAAACAAACUUUUGAACAAACAUUUACCGGUAGGCAAAGCGACAAAUUCUGAAACCACGCCCUCAGUAACAGAUGCCCCAACCAGGCCAGUUACGACUCAGUCGGACACCACGCCUAUCAUUACAGAUGUGCCAACAUCACCAGUAACAACAGAAUCAAUAACUACCCCUAUAGUAACUGAACCUGGUGCGAAGGAGGUAACAACAGAAAAAGAUUGAAAAUGUAUAGUUGAUUUAGCAAGUAAACAAAGGAGCUUGAAUAGAAACGCAUCAUUUAGCUUGAAUCUUUUUGUACGAAAUGAACGGUAUCAAGACUUUUCACCUCCUAGACGUUUUCUCCCCUAGACUUUUCACCUCCUGGUUGUUUCACCCCUAGUUGUUUCACCUCCUGUUUAUUAUAAGUAGGUGUUAAAUGUUCUAUUGUUAUACUUGAUUGAUCUCUGAUAAUGGUAGGUGUUGAGCACGAUUAAACGGUACCUUAAGUAUAACAAGAACGAGGUACAUUUAUAGACAGGUUUAUAGAGAAUUUUUAAUACAUCUACCUGGAAAGCUUCAUAAGAAAACCUAGAUAUUUUGAAUAAUAAACAUUGAGCUCGAGAAAUGUAUAGUGAACUAAUGUUUUCCAGAAACUGUUGAACUGUACACAUGUUGUUAAAUGUAAUUGUUAAUAAUAUUUUUAAACUAGA
Molecule: messenger RNA, 1228 nt
Organism: Mercenaria mercenaria
Lineage: Eukaryota; Metazoa; Mollusca; Bivalvia; Venerida; Veneridae
Exons: 3
Coding region: 195-761 (188 amino acids)
Source: RefSeq, a predicted model, not a curated record